GGGAAGCCCGGAGCUUUCGGAGCACAUAUGGGGGUACUGAGCGCAGUUUCCGUCCGCCUGGCACCUGUUGCUGUUUUAUUGUUAUUUUUGGCACCUGCCUGUUGCGGAUUUUAACCACUCGCAUCUCCACCAUGUCGGAGGAACACACCGAUUCCAACUCCAGCGGGUACUAUUUUGACAAUCCCUCAACACGGAUCCAGAGCAGCUUCGUGUUCUCAGGACCCAUUUUUGUCAUUCUGAUGGUGAUGAUGGUGACUUUGGUCGUGGUGAUAGUUUUAGGCAACGCGCUGGUCAUUUUGGCUUUCAAGGUGGACAAGAGUUUGAGGAGACAAUGCAAUUACUACUUUCUGAAUUUGGCAAUCUCGGAUUUUCUUGUGGGGGCGUUCUGCAUCCCUGUCUACAUCCCCUACAUCCUGACAGGCAAGUGGACGUUGGGUCGAGGACUGUGCAAGCUGUGGCUGGUCACAGACUAUCUGCUCUGCUCGGCAUCCGUCUUUAGCAUUGUGCUCAUCAGCUAUGACCGUUUCCUUUCUGUCACCAGAGCGGUAAGUUAUCGAGCCAGACAGAGCAUGACUCAUCAGGCCAUAAUCAAGAUGAUUGCAGUCUGGGUGCUGGCCUUUGUCCUGUAUGGGCCAGCUAUCAUAUUCUGGGAGCUGGUGGUCGGCAGAAGCCGCGUGCCAAAGGAUGAGUGCUUUGCAGAGUUCUAUUACUCUUGGUACUUUUUGCUAAGUGCCUCUAUGCUGGAGUUUUUCUCUCCUUUCAUCUCGGUGGCUUUCUUCAACCUCAGCAUUUACCUCAGUAUACGCAGGAGGAGGCGCCACCACAGGGAGGCCCAGCUUCAGCAACAGCUUCAGGCAAGUGAACCUGCCUCUGCCCAGGGGGAAGGCAUCCCUCUGUCCCACAACUGGGGAUUCGGGAUAAAGCUGCCUGGAAGAGGCUCCAUCCACUCUCAGACCUCCUCCCCUUGUUUGGGUAAACUGGAUCCCUCCACCAGCAGGGCUGCUCAGCCUAGCCGUCUGUCCAGGGAUAAGAAAAUUGCUAAGUCCCUGGCAAUCAUAGUAUGUGUGUUUGCCAUCUGCUGGGCACCAUACACCCUACUGAUGAUCAUCCGUGCUGCCUGCAGAGGGCGAUGCAUCCAGCAUCACUGGUAUGAGGUCACCUUCUGGCUCCUGUGGCUUAACUCGGCUAUUAACCCAUUCCUGUACCCUCUGUGCCACAGUAGCUUCCGCAGGGCCUUCAGCAAGAUUCUCUGCCCAAAGCGGUACACAACUCCGCCUUCAUCUGUGCUGCGCCCUGGCCAAUGACACGCAGAAACCCCCGAACAAUGUACCUGAACGACUGGAUGAAAGCAGAAUAAACUAAUCUGUGUCCAACAGUUUGUGACAGUUUAUUGUCUAAAACUGUGUUUUUUUGUUGUUGUUGUUGUUGUUUUGUGCGUGAAUUGAAUUCUGCACCGCAGCAUAUUAUGUCUUCUAUCGUUUGUUCAAGAGGAAUGAAAUACUUUUUCAUGUGGAUUUUUGCAACAAUAAUAUCAUUAUUUAUUUACCGGAAAGUUGUGGACAGCUUAAUUAGUGCUUUGUCAGUUGUACAAAAAAAAAGGACAUUUAAAUAGAUGGAACUUUCUUAUGAUAUACUGAAAAAUAUAUAUAAUGGAGAUAUGAAAUAUGUUGAUUUAUCCACUGUUUGUGUCUGUGUCUGUAUCAGUACAAUGUGCCAUAUACAGUAAAUCCUUCAUAAAAUUAUAUUUUUCAUUGUUUAAGGUGUUUCCCUCUUGCCUAAACUAGAUGAUAAUAGGCCAACAUCCCCCUCUGCUGUUAAAGAGUGAUGGAAACAAUGCAGUGCUCUUUUCACUUGUUGUUACUCUACAACUACAUGCUUAAAUUUUUUUUUUAUUUAAUGUGAUAGACCAACACAAGGUGGCACAUAAUAUUGUUGUGCAUUGCAGAACGAGUUAUCACUACGACUAUACCUCAUGCUCAGUCAGACUGGAUGGAGAGCGUCUUUCAGGCCCUGCCACAGCUUCUCGGUUGGGUUCAGUUCAGAACUUUGAUUGGACCAUUCAAACACAGGCAUGUGCUUUCACCUAAAACAUUCCACCAAAGCUUUUUCUAUAUGUUUAGGGUUGAUGUCCCGCUGGAAAGUGGUCUCAAAUCUUUUAUGGCAAUAAGUUUUUCU
Molecule: messenger RNA, 2175 nt
Organism: Fundulus heteroclitus (mummichog)
Lineage: Eukaryota; Metazoa; Chordata; Actinopteri; Cyprinodontiformes; Fundulidae
Product: histamine H3 receptor
Exons: 3
Coding region: 132-1304 (390 amino acids)
Biological process (GO): adenylate cyclase-activating adrenergic receptor signaling pathway
Cellular component (GO): membrane
Molecular function (GO): histamine receptor activity
Source: RefSeq, a predicted model, not a curated record